AUGGAAGAGGAAUUAAUGCAAUUUCUGUCACAAGAUGUAGGAGAAGAGAGAGUAGAUGGAGGAGAAAUAGAAGAGUUCAUAAACAACCACAAAGAGAAGAGGGGAGUAGUGGUGGUCACAUCUGGUGGCACCCGCGUGCCCCUCGAACGACACCCCGUCCGAUUCAUCGACAACUUCAGCACUGGCCGACGGGGCUCGUCCUCGGCCGACCACUUCAUGGCAAAUGACAUGGCCGUCAUCUUCCUUCACCGCAAAGACUCCCUUCAACCACGCAAACACGACAAUCUCCUGAAGGUCGAGUUCGUCACAGUCUGGGAAUAUUUGAGGUACCUCAGGAUUUGUUCGAAGGCUGUGGCUGUGCUGGGGUCGCGAGCACUCCUGUACUUGGCUGCGGCUGUCUCCGACUUUUAUCUACCACUGGAAAGAAUGCCUGAACAUAAAAUGGAGUCCCACACGGACGAGUUGGUGCUUCAUUUGAAAAGAGUGCCCAAAACACUUCAUCUGGUCACCUCAUUGUGGAGUCCUCAGGCCUUUGUUGUGACCUUCAAAUUGGAGACUGACUCGAGCAAGCUUAGAGAGAAGGUGGGCAAGUCAUUCGAGGACAACCAGCAGUCACUCGUCGUGGCUAAUUUGUUGGGGAGUAGGGCAUUCAGCGUCGUUCUGUUCGACAGGUCAAUGGAGGGGGAAUCAGUGGAGACACACGACGAGCCUAUCGAGAAACUAAUAGUCAAUGCCAUCCUCCUCAAAUACAACAAAUUUAAUAAUUAA
Molecule: messenger RNA, 768 nt
Organism: Octopus sinensis (East Asian common octopus)
Lineage: Eukaryota; Metazoa; Mollusca; Cephalopoda; Octopoda; Octopodidae
Product: phosphopantothenate--cysteine ligase-like
Exons: 1
Coding region: 1-768 (255 amino acids)
Biological process (GO): coenzyme A biosynthetic process
Cellular component (GO): nucleus; cytoplasm
Molecular function (GO): phosphopantothenate--cysteine ligase activity
Source: RefSeq, a predicted model, not a curated record